This is a messenger RNA of Lytechinus variegatus (green sea urchin), 3303 nucleotides long. RefSeq names its product protein DD3-3-like. Lineage: Eukaryota; Metazoa; Echinodermata; Echinoidea; Temnopleuroida; Toxopneustidae. The record is from RefSeq and is a predicted model, not a curated record. The coding region runs from base 120 to 2135 and encodes 671 amino acids. The transcript has 14 exons.
CUACUUUUUCACUCAACUAAAAUAUAUCUUACGAAUAUAUAGUGAACAAUUCAAGGCACUGAAGUAAUAUAUCGGCAGUCGAUCACGAUCUAACCUGUUGCAGUAUAUGAGCCAUAAAGAUGAUACCAAGGGGAGCUUAUCUUGUCCUACUUGCUCUUGUUUUGAGGGUACAAGGAGAUGUGUAUCUUCAUAAUCCUCGGGGUUCUAAUAACAGACUCAAUGAGCAAUCAGCAAAUAGACAGAAUGCUAACAGGGCCUUUGAUUCACAGAACAACAACAGAGGAGGGUACAAUGUUGGUGAAAUAAAUGCUCAAGGAAACACUCAAGAACAAAACCAAUAUAGAAUGCAAUAUUUUGCAAGUGCUAACUAUGAGACCAUGGAGAAUGAUGCAGGGAAGAGUUUUUAUACGUUGGAAUGGACCAAUCAGCAUGGUUGUGGUGGAUCGGAGGACACAGACCCGCAUAAAUUAAAUUGUAACAUUGUCAUCCAGUACAUGUGCCAACCAGAUGCAAAUACACCACAAGGAAAUGCUGACACUAUUAGGAAUGGCGAUAAUACAAACACUCAGAACCACCAGCCAAGAAACAAUGCAAAUGAAAAUCAAAAUCAAGCUGCAAACAGGAAGAACAAUAACGUCCAAGCCAACCGAUUUCUUCAAGAACAAUGGGAAGCAUAUGAUGCUUGUUACAUCAGAGAAAGAAAUGCAGGUCUCUUUACUGCUGAUCAGAAACUAAAGAACAACAAUCAGGGAUACAGCUCUGCUAUCUUUACUCGACAGAACCCAAAUGGACAGAGGAGAGGUUAUGAAUGCCCAGAGGAACGUGACUAUUACCCUUACUGGCAUCCAACUCAAUGGAGAGAUGCAGCCAUCUUGGUUGGUGAUGUCUCUGAAUGCGAAUAUUAUCAGGCAGAGAGUUUCAAUGUUAAAGAGAAGUACGAGUGUGUAGAAUAUUACACUAAUGGUCAACGUAAACAUGCAUCACGCUACAACAAUGAGGCUGAUUGCACUGCAAAUGAUGGAGAAUGGCUGCCAUUUGUCAACUACCUAGAAAAAGCACCUGCGAACCUAAACACAGAGCAAGCUUGCAAUGCAGCCAGUGGUAAUGGAGUGACGUAUGUCUGGGGUCGGCCUUGGAACGGUCAAAAUGAAGAAUGCCUGGUGGCGCUGCAGGCUCCUGAUUGCCAACAAGCUCCUUGGACGAGAGUGAAUCACAACGGAAACACCCGUGGUGGAGAAGCUAGCCGUUAUACCAUGACUCUUCCUUACUUUCCUUCUCAGAAUACAAUGAGAUGUGCCAUGAGAUUACGAUACAAUAUUUCCACCGAUGAUUAUGAUCCAUGGAACACGACAUCUGCACAAAACCAGGACACUGCCAAUAAUGUGCAGUCUCCAGUACAGCAGAACCCUUAUGUAAAUAUUGGAGCUGAUAAUACUCCACUUCGUCUUGCAAUCAAUACGGCUCAGACGGGUAGGGUGUUCCAAGAUAGAUCUCAUGCAUUCAAGAUCAUGCCUCGUCCACAGACUGCAGAAAUACAAGCUGCUAAGAUCUACAAUUUGAAUGUACGAGGGAAGAGAGGUAACAUCGUUCAGACAUACCCAGCUGUGGAGUAUGAUUUCAUGCCAAAUAGAUUAGAAAUCACUCCAGAAGACAUGGUACAUAUACAGUGGACGGGUUCUAAUCGUCAUAACAACAAUGCUCCAGGAGGAGACGGACAAACGGGCGAUGCUGGAGAAGGCCAAGGAGGAACGGAUCGCAGUAACUUUGUUCAGAUGAGUGACACCACGGAGAAUUAUCCCACCCCGUUCAACGAUGCUAACAGUAUGUUUGCAGAUGCUCAGGUUCAUUGGAUCUACUUUACUAACAAUCCUAGCCAAGUCACUCCUGAAGAUCUGGCUAUCAACAUGGCUAGCUCUGGUUACUAUCAGUGUAAGAACCAGAAUGUCUGCGGUGCUCAGUCUGUGCAACAGAAGAAUGAAAUGAAUAACCUCCUAAACAACGCCCCACCCUCGUACGAAGGAGCCCUCAUUCAGUUUCCUGCUGGCGAGCACAAAUACAUGAGCACACGUAAUAACAAUUUCAGCAAUCGCUCACAAAAGGGUAUGCUGAAAGUGGCUGCACCUGCAGCAGCAUAGACUGCACUUUAAUCUAAUUCAGUUUCAGAGUGUUUGUUUAUCAAGCACUGCAAGAUUGUGACCACCUCAAAACCAACAAUAAGCUGCCAGGCAAGAUGCUCUGUAAUGAGCCAAAAUAGUCCUUAGUCUUUGAAAAUCGUAUUUUAGAAAAUAAAUUUAUUCAAAACAGUAACUCGUCUUCUCCGUAUUGUCAAAAUCUCAAGUAGUAAACUGAAGAAAAAAAGAGUUAGAAAUGUUGACCAUUAUCCCCAAAACUGCUUGAAGUUUAAUCCAGCUUGCACAGCACUUUACAUGUCACGUAAUAAGUAAACCCCGAACUGCAAACCUUGUUUUUUCCAUAUUCACUGAAGUUUAAUGAAUGUCCUCUACAUUAUAAAGUCAAGUAUUUAUUGUUGAUCAGUUGUCACAUAUCUGCCUUUUUUUUAAACUGAAUCAAAAAUCUGUAAAUUUUUGUAUGCAGAGUUAAUUUACGUAUUUGUUGGGUUUUCUUGCGUACUGUCACAGUUAUUCAGUGUUGUAUUACAUGUUUGUAUCUGACUUGAGAGGGCAUAUUCCAUUAAGUCAAUGCUCUCUUCCUUAAUGACCAUGGCUCAUCAUCCACACACAAUGUUAUUAUAUCAUCUGAACAGACUGGAUGUUAUAGGAAUGAGAUGAUGAAAAAUUUAUAAUUUAUACAUUUGUAAUUACUAGUAAAUCAAUUAUAAUGUGUUUUUAACUUUGGACUUCAUGGUAGACUCACCAAAAGAAAACACAAAUGUACAUGUAAAGUUGUGAAAAUAUUAUGAAGACCAUUGAGGAUGUAAUGAUAUAUAUAUUUUUUUUAAAUAAAUAAUGACUCGAAUGCAUUGAAUGCCAAUUCCAAUAACAAAUAAUUUUGGAAUAUACAUAUCUAUAGAAAAUACAUAUACAGAAUUCCUUCUUAAGACAAUUUUGGGGCAAAAUAUUCAGUGGAAAGGGUAAGCCAACAGUUAGGAAAAACUUUUUUAUUUGCCAUGAUGUCUUGUGAUACUGUUUUCUCCCAUUUCUGUAUAGAUAGGAGUCAUUCUCUUGAUACCACCAUAAAGGGUGCUAAAUUAUUUAUGUUACUAUUAUCAGGGCCCUAGCAUCCUCAGAUAUCUAGGGAAGAAUAUGAUUUUUCUUGCUUAUUACAUGUACAAUAGUUCUUAGA